UUUUCCUCUCUUUUUUUUCCUCAAAUGUUCGUUAAUUAUUGAAAUUUUCAUGAGCACACGAGAGAGUUCGUAACAACGUCAUUAUCAUCCCUCUACCGAAUCUAUUCCUACUCUCAACCACCGUUUUCUUCACACAUUUGCUUUGCAUUGUCGAAAUUCACUAACCCUCUUACGAGACUCUAAGUCCAUUUCAGUUACAGAGAGUGUGAGAGAGAGGAGAUGGAGAGACAAAGAAGCUUCUCUAUCAAGUCCACAAGAGUCUUCUUAGCAUUAAUCAUCACAACAAUCACUUCCGCCAUUAUUUUCUUCACUCUCUUACUCAAAUCCAACUCUUCAAACGCUAACUUCCAAAUCGAUUUAAGCCCUUUAGCAUCCAUUAACGAGACUACCAACCUCCACCACAUCUCCGAUUCUUCAGUCUCUCCUCAACAAGCUCCGAUUCUGAUCUCGACCCAUUUCCCCCCGCCCGAAAACACUUCCGGGUCUGCAAAAAUUCCGGAUUUUGAUCACAAAACUCGCGGCGAGGUUAAGGUCGUUACUAAUCUAACCUCAUCAGUCAAAGUGAUUGAACUCACGAGAAACAACGACGAAGAGAAGAAGAAGAAGACAAAGAAGAGAAUCGAAGAGUGUGAUGUUACGAACGGGAAGUGGGUUUACGACAGUGACUACCCAAUCUACACGAAUGCUUCUUGUCCGUUUAUCGAUGAAGGGUUUGCUUGUCAGAGCAACGGAAGGUUGGAUCUUGAUUACAUGAAGUGGAGAUGGGAGCCUCGUGAUUGUGAUACUCCAAGGUUUAAUGCUACAAAGAUGUUGGAAAUGAUAAGAGGGAAAAGGCUAGUGUUUGUUGGUGAUUCUAUCAAUAGAAACCAGUGGGAGUCUAUGCUUUGUAUGUUGUUUCAAGCUGUUAAAGAUCCCAAGAGAGUUUAUGAAACGCAUAAACGAAGAAUCACUAAAGAGAAAGGGAACUAUAGCUUUCGUUUUGCGGAUUAUAAAUGCACUGUGGAAUUCUACGUUACUCAUUUCUUGGUUCGUGAGGGUAAAGCAAGAAUCGGAAAGAAGAGAAGAGAAACGCUUAGGAUUGAUGCUAUGGAUCGAACCUCUUCGAGAUGGAAAGGUGCUAAUAUCUUGGUGUUCAAUACAGCACAUUGGUGGUCUCAUUACAAGACCAAAUCCGGGAUCAACUAUUACCAAGAAGGAGACUUGGUUCAUCCAAAGCUCGAUGUAUCAACCGCUUUCAAGAAAGCAUUGCAGACUUGGUCAUCAUGGGUUGACAAAAAUAUCGAUCCAAAGAAAACUCGAGUCUUCUUUAGAAGCGCAGCACCUUCUCAUUUCAGAGGAGGAGAAUGGAACUCAGGAGGACAUUGCAGAGAAGCCAACAAGCUGUUGAAUCAAACAUUCAAACCGAGUUAUUCAGGCAAAAACAUCAUUGUUGAGGAAGUACUCAAGCAGAUGAAAACACCAGUUACUCUCUUGAACGUUAGCGGUUUAUCUCAGUACAGAAUCGAUGCUCACCCUUCUAUCUUUGGAGCAAAACCAGAGAACAGACGAAGGUCACAAGCUGUUCAAGAUUGCAGUCAUUGGUGUCUCCCUGGUGUUCCUGAUACUUGGAAUCACUUCCUUUACCUCCAUUUGCUCCAUAAACGAUAGAAUACCAAAACUAACAGCUCAAGACAUUAUUUUUUCACAAGUUUGUUUAAUUGUUUCCAAAUUUGAUCAAAAAGAAAAAAGAAAAACGAAAACCAAAUUUAGAUUGAAAGAAAGAGAUAAACCAAAACAAAAAUGCAUGCAUGCAUGAUGCAUGUAACAUACUGG
Eruca vesicaria subsp. sativa (arugula) is the source of this 1812-nucleotide messenger RNA. NCBI's taxonomy places the organism in Eukaryota, Viridiplantae, Streptophyta, Magnoliopsida, Brassicales, Brassicaceae. The record is from the annotation of a GenBank genome assembly.